CACACACACAAGGCGAGCGAGCUUUUCUGCUUGUCGGACUUCAGAACAUCAGUAUUUCAGCGGUCUCUGGCAAGCUACACCAUGGAGUGCAUUGAUCGAAGUCUGACCAGUGACGUUGGACUGGCGAAAUCAACAUAGGCUACGUCUUCCUUUCGAGUCGAGGGGGUCACCAGAAGGAUCUCAUUUGAGGAAGGAUUCCUGUGUUUAUGGAUGCGAUUGCGUAAUGGCAACAACAAAGAUGAAACUGCGGGUCCGAAAAAAGCCUGCUGCCAGUAGCAUCGCUCAAGCCAUGUCUGCAGAGGCCUCGCCUGACUCUAAAUGCCCCAUAUGCCUGGACAAGUUCAAAAACAUGGCUUAUCUUGACCUGUGCCUACACAAGUUCUGUUUCCGUUGCAUCCAUGAGUGGUCUAAAAACAAGGCAGAGUGCCCCCUAUGCAAACAGCCGUUCAACUCAAUUUUUCACAGCAUUAAAGCUGAAAAUGACUUCAAAAAGUAUGACCUGCGUCCCACUGAAAAUGGUUCGUUACGAAAUCUGGGAGGCCAGAGAUUCAGAUAUCGCACUACUGUGACUGGAGAACGCAGGCGGCCACAGCGGAGGACAUCCCCCCCACCUGAUAACGGAGUCAUGUUUGAGAACCUGACCGCUCCUGCGUCCCCUCGACAGGACAGGAGCCUUCACCGGAUGAUGAUGAGACUGGCAGCCAGGCGAAGGGCUGAAAACGAGGGCAGGGCAAUGCGAGCUCUCCAGGAACAAGAACUGAUUAAGUUCAGACGUGCCCUUUACCGAAGAGGAGUGCGUGUUCGGAGUGUAAGGGAUAAUGGACGCACCCGGGACACAUCAGCAGAGUUUUUCCAGAGAAACCCAGCUUGUCUUCACCGCCUAGUGCCUUGGCUGAAGCGUGAGCUGACCGUGCUGUAUGGUGCACAUGGCUCCCUUGUUAGUAUUGUCCAACACAUCAUUAUGUCACAGAUAACCAGGUACAACAUGGAAGAUGAUGCUAUUGUACAGGAGCUGAGGCCUUUUCUUCAGGCCCGUACUGAGCAUUUUGUGCAUGAGUUCAUUAAUUUUGCCCGCUCUCCUUACAACAUGGAAGCUUAUGAUCAGCAUGCUGCCUAUGACUGCCCAGCCCCUUCUUCCGAGGAAGACGGCAGCUCGACCUCGUCAGUAAUUGCCAUCUCAGAGGAUGAGGAGGACUUUGUGGGUUUGAACUCCAACCCCAACUCCCUGACUGGCAGCACACUAAGCCAGACUCCAUGGGAUGAUGAGACGCCUGGGCCCUCGUAUUCUACAGAGCCUGCCCAGAACUUGGCUGUGUCAGUCAGAGACUCCGACUCUGAAAGCAGUGUGGAGGAGGCUCAAAGGCCUGUGACGACAGAACAAGCACCUGCAGUUACAGCUGAUGCAUCUGCACAGACCAAGGACCAUUAUUCCUCAGGAGAGGAUGACUGCCUCGUUGUGGGCUAUGUUAAGCCGAUGGCUGAACGAACACCAGAGCUGGUACAGCUUUCGUCGGACUCGGAGGAGUCUGUAAAGGAUGAAAGUACGUCAGCCCCCAAACAGCUACAACACACAGCCCCCAAACUGCCACAACACACCCACUUUCACUCGGAGCCCAACUCUCCAGCCUCUGUUGGCUCCUCGUCAUCUAAGCCCAAGCCCACACAGAGAGAAUCUCCGACACAGACUGCUGCGAUAGAAAGUGCCAGGAAUACACCUGAAAAGGUGAGGAAUCCUUGUUCCCGUGAGGCAUCCCCAUCAUCAGAGCAGCGGACUAUGUCAAACCUGGCUCUUAGCAGACAUAAAAGAUUCGAAGAUCAGGUGGACAGAAGACAUCAGGUGCAGGACCCCUCAAGAUCACGAUCUGGCUCCUGGUCGAGGUCUAGGAGUCAUGACCGCUCAUCCCACAGCAGCAGGCGGCGCUCCCGGUCACGCAGCAGAGACCACUACAGAGAGGGCGGCCAUCUAGACAGGAGACGUGACAGACAGGGGGGUGAUCACCCCGGUCGUGGCCGAGAGGCAGCCUCACAUGCUUACCACUGGCACUCAUACAGCCACUACAGCUGUGAAAGGGACAGAAGCCGAAAGCACUACACAGAAAAGCGGUCAUCUUACACCAGCUAUUAUGUCAGCCCAGACCGCCACUCACACCUUCAAUCACGGAGUCGGAGCCACAGUGGAGAGUCUCACUGGCGGGAAAGGAGACGCUCCCGAAGCCGUUCUAGCACCGAAUCCGCGUCUUCCCACAGGAAGUCCAAGCAUGAGAAGCCUGGGGGAAAGAGGAAGUACAAAACGCGACACCUGGAGGAGCCAGUGCCCAACAAUGGAGCAUCAAAGCCACAUGGAUCUGCAGAAGAUGUCGAAAAGGAGAAAAAGUCAAGUAAAGAGAAACACCGGAAAAAGUCAAGAGACAGGAGCGCAAAGAGAAGCCCAAGUGUAGAAAUUGUGUAUGAAGGGAGGUCAGGAGAUCAAACCAGGAGGCAUCACAAAAAAAAGAAGAAGCAUAAGAAGAAGAGCAAAAGACAUCGGAGCAGGGAUCGAUCUUCAAAACAUUCACCUGUUGUAAUAACUAUUGACAGUGACAGCAAUCAUGCCACAGAUUCCAAAGACUUCUGUGUCCCCAUUGGCAGUAACAGUGACAUUGAUGAUCCCAUUCCAGACCUUUCCCCUAUAGUUUCCUCCAACAAUCCCACAGAAAGCUGCUUGUUAGACUCGAUACUACAACACUGGGAACAGCAGUUUCCCUCCGUCGGUCAACAUGUUGGAACCAAUGUAUCAACUGAACCACCUGACCCUCUGACAGGUGAAGCAGACCCAGUUACAAGUCAGUCAAAUCCGUUGGGUGACUCACUAAAUGCCUUGAUCAGCCAACCAGAUCCCAUAACGCAGACAUGUCCAUUGACUAAUCCGACAGGGUACUUCACUGAACAGGACACAUUGCAGGACACACCAACUCUUCCAACUAAUCCAUCUCAUCUUUUGACAAGUGAACCUGAAUCUAUGAUUAUACAGCCAGAUGUACCUGCAAAAGGGACUGAUGGCUACACUGGGUUGUUAGAUACCUUGGUUUGUCCACCCACUCCGUUUACUGAUCCACCACAACCCUGUACAGAUGAACCCAGUUCAGAUGACCAGAGUCCAGCCAGAGCUACUGGUACAACAGUCAGACCAUCUCCUUAAUUUAAAAAAAAUCCCUCAACUGAGCCACAAAGUCCUGUCACUGACCCAUCAGACAAACAAGGGUGUGUAAGUGGGAUGUGAUGUGCCACUUCAUGAUGACUGUUAAAUGUAGCUCUCUGCUCCUAAUGUGAAGGACACUUUGGGAGCAACAAAGGACGUUAAAAAUCAAGGGAGUCGCUGUAGCCGAGAGAAUUUAAAGGUGGUGCUUUCUGCCCUUGUAGUAGAAAGGUAUUUUGGGCCGCCAAAAAUUGUGCUGUAAAGACCCAUGCGUGAUUUUAUAAUGCACCGUUUAUGCAUUUUAUGUUAAACUGAUCCACUCUCAGGGAAAAUGGGUUGACGCUGUUGACUUAGCUUUUAUAAAUCUUAUUGACCAAACUCCCUGCUGCUCUUGGAUUCUUGGAUUUUAUUGACUCUUGUCUUGACAGUGUUUUAAAUUGGACUUCUACUUUGGAAACUUGUGAGGACUCCUACCUGAGUUUGUUCGGUCACAUGUGAGUUACAAUAAAUGUGCAGAAUCCAGUUUUAA
This is a messenger RNA of Engraulis encrasicolus (European anchovy), 3704 nucleotides long. RefSeq names its product topoisomerase I binding, arginine/serine-rich a (gene toporsa). Gene Ontology annotation, molecular function: metal ion binding; ubiquitin protein ligase activity. The record is from RefSeq and is a predicted model, not a curated record. NCBI's taxonomy places the organism in Eukaryota, Metazoa, Chordata, Actinopteri, Clupeiformes, Engraulidae. Gene Ontology annotation, biological process: protein polyubiquitination; protein monoubiquitination. The transcript is spliced from 3 exons. The coding region runs from base 224 to 3178 and encodes 984 amino acids.